GGAGCUGUGCCGUGCGUACAUGUUGUCAGCUUCCUUUCUCCACGACAUUAUAUAGCUGUCGCUGAGCUCGUCGACACUUCUUCUCUCACAUUCCUCCCUCCCCCAAGUCGCAACAAGAUAAAUUUCCACCGUUUCUUGGCUUUUCCAGUUCUUGGUUCUCUGCUACGCAAUCCAGGUCGUCUUAUUCACCGGGAGAAGCCCAACUAAGUGCUGUAGCUAGUUGGAAUACGCAAGAGAUGAAGGUAUCAAUGGCGAUCUGCGCAGGUUUCGAAUCUUACCGAGCGUCCCCGGUGGACAUGCGGGUAGUCACGUCGGACGGACAGAGCAUCGCCGCGCACUCCUACGUUCUUGCCUCCUCAUCGCCGGUCCUGGAGCGGACGAUCGACUCGGCACGGCGCGGGUGGGGCGCAGAGUGCACCAUCCGCGUCCUCGGUGUCUCCGCUGACGCCGUCCACACCUUCAUCCAUUUCCUUUACUGCUCCAAGGUAACGCCGGAGGAGGAGGAGGUGGUGGGCGCGCACGGGGCGCAGCUGCUGGCGCUGGCGCACGCGUACCGGGUCGGGUGGCUGAAGAAGGCGGCGGAGGCCGCCGUGUCGGCGCGGCUCACGCCGGAUAGCGCCGUGGACAUGCUGAAACUGGCCAGGCUCUGCGACGCGCCGAGGCUGUACCUGCAGUGCGCACGGCUCGCGGCCAAAGACUUCGCCGCCGUCGAGCACUCCGAAGGCUGGCGAUUCGCCCGCCGCCACGACGCCGCGCUUAAGGUCGAGUUGCUCAAGCUAGUGGAGGAUGCGGACCAACGGAAGAAAAGGUGGACGCGCGAGAGGGCCGCGCAGGAGGCGUGCCGGCAGCUCGGCGAGGCCAUGACCACGCUUGAGCACAUAUUCCCCGGCAGCGACGGCGUCGCCUGCGCGACGGAUGGCUGCUCGUGCCAUGGCCUGCAGCUCCUGAUGCGUCACUUCUCGACGUGCACGAAGAAGACGGCGCCGGGAGGCUGCGCACGGUGCAAGCGCGUGCUGCAGCUCUUCCGCCUGCACGCCUCCGUCUGCGACCGGACGGACCAGACCUGCCGUGUGCCGCUCUGCAGGAAUUUCAAAGGCAAGACACAAGAUGACAAAGCGGACAAGACAUGGCGGCUUCUCGUCAAGAAGGUCACUAGGGCGAAGGUGAUGUCCUCCUUGGCCAAUAGGCAGGUGCCGGAGGUCGUGGCCGCGUCAUGGGCGCGGUACAACACAAGGGUAGCAAAAUUGAGAUGAGAAAUGCCAUUUAGUUAUCAUCAAGUAGUUUAAACUUUGUCGAUAUGAAUGAGGGUGCAGGCAGAGAAUUUAGGUUGUAUCGUGUAGUCCUAGUGAUAG
This is a messenger RNA of Lolium perenne, 1352 nucleotides long. Its product is annotated as BTB/POZ and TAZ domain-containing protein 2. NCBI's taxonomy places the organism in Eukaryota, Viridiplantae, Streptophyta, Magnoliopsida, Poales, Poaceae. Gene Ontology annotation, cellular component: nucleus. The record is from RefSeq and is a predicted model, not a curated record. Gene Ontology annotation, molecular function: protein binding.